AUGUCUAUCCCUGAGACUCAAUGGGCACAGGUUGCCGAGAAGAUCGGAGGGCCACUUGUGCUCAAACAGAUCCCCGUUCCCAAGCCCGGUCCUGAUCAGAUCCUCGUCAAGAUUCGCUACUCAGGCGUUUGCCAUACUGAUUAUCACGCGAUGAUGGGCCACUGGCCCAUCCCAGUCAAGAUGCCUCUAGUCGGUGGACAUGAAGGAGCUGGAGUGGUCGUGGCGAAGGGCGAUCUUGUUAAUACCUUCGAGAUCGGCGACCAUGCUGGAAUCAAGUGGCUCAAUGGCUCUUGCGGUGAAUGCGAAUUCUGCAGACAGUCCGAUACCCCUCUGUGCGCCAAUGCACAACUUUCUGGGUAUACCGUCGAUGGUACUUUUCAGCAAUAUGCCGUCGGAAAGGCCACCCAUGCCUCUAAGAUCCCCAAGGGCGUGCCUCUCGAUGCAGCGGCGCCAGUGCUCUGCGCUGGUAUUACUGUUUACAAAGGAUUGAAGGAAUCUGGCAUUCGUCCAGGCCAGACAGUUGCUAUUGUUGGAGCAGGAGGUGGCCUGGGAUCCCUUGCUCAGCAGUACGCCAAGGCCAUGGGUCUUAGAGUGAUCGCUAUUGAUGGAGGCGAUGAGAAGAGAGAGAUGUGUGAACAGCUUGGCACUGAGACAUAUGUCGACUUCACUAAGUCCAAAGACCUUGUCGCUGACGUUAAAGCCGCAACCCCAGGUGGCCUUGGUGCUCAUGCUGUUAUCUUGUUGGCUGUGUCAGAGAAGCCUUUCCAACAAGCAUCGGAAUACGUUCGCUCUCGAGGCACAAUCGUUGCAAUCGGAUUGCCCCCUGAUGCAUACCUCAAGGCCCCAGUGAUCAACACUGUCGUUCGUAUGAUCACUAUCAAGGGAAGCUACGUCGGAAACCAACAGGAUGGUGUUGAAGCUCUCGACUUCUUUGCCCGAGGCUUGAUUAAAGCGCCAUUCAAGCUGGCGCCGCUGGAGGAUCUUCCCAAGAUCUACGAGCUUAUGGAACAAGGCAAAAUUGCCGGCCGUUACGUGCUCGAGCUGCCAGAGUAA
Molecule: messenger RNA, 1053 nt
Organism: Penicillium griseofulvum
Lineage: Eukaryota; Fungi; Ascomycota; Eurotiomycetes; Eurotiales; Aspergillaceae
Product: zinc-dependent alcohol dehydrogenase
Exons: 3
Coding region: 1-1053 (350 amino acids)
Molecular function (GO): oxidoreductase activity; zinc ion binding
Source: RefSeq, a predicted model, not a curated record